AGGCAGAGAUGACACGAGGCAGAAAAAGUUUUGUUGGCAUCACCCCGACCAACUAUUGUAACUUGUCCAACAAAUUUGCAUGAAAAGCUUCAGGGGCGAUGAAAUAUUGUGUUGAAUUUGCCUUCCCCCAAUAAAAGCGAAUCGGGAAGGAGGGACGACAUGAGGAAAUGGUUCCAUUGGUGCUGCCAUGAGUCAAAGCUCGACCGGCUGUUGGAACUUCAAUAGCCAAAGGAUCAUAGAUAUGUCAGACGCAUUAAUAAAUGGAUUGGCAGGAGCCGGUGGAGGAAUUAUAGCUCAACUCAUUACGUAUCCUCUUCAAACUGUAAAUACUCGUCAACAAACAGAACGUGAUCUCAAGAAAGAGAAACGAAAACUUGGAACCAUUGAACAAAUGUGCCAGGUUGUAAAGCAAGAAGGAUGGGAAAGGUUGUAUGGAGGAUUAACGCCUUCAUUAGUAGGUACAACUGCAUCUCAGGGUGUUUACUAUUAUUUCUAUCAAAUAUUCAGGAAUAAAGCUGAAAUUAAAGCACUUGAACGCCAGAAAAAAGGGAUUGGCGAUGGAUCAGUCGGGAUGCUUUCAUCACUUAUUGUAGCUGCUUUAUCGGGGUGUGUAAAUGUGCUGUUGACGAACCCUAUUUGGGUUGUUGUGACACGCAUGCAGACUCACACAAAUAUUUUGAAGAAAGAUCACUCUAAUAGAUUGGCAACUCCUGCUCUGGAGGAAACAGUUCUUUCUGCCAUUGAGCCUGUUUCUUUUAGCACUGGUCAUGCGAUUCAAGAAGUCUAUGAUGAAGCUGGAUUUUGGGGAUUCUGGAAAGGUGUAUUCCCAACAUUGAUCAUGGUGAGCAAUCCGGCUAUGCAAUUUAUGUUGUAUGAAACGAUGCUGAAGAAGCUGAAGAAACAACGAUCUCUUAGUAACCCAGGCAACAAUGGAGUAACUGCUUUAGAGAUAUUUCUUCUUGGAGCUUUGGCCAAACUAGGAGCUACUGUUGUGACCUACCCUCUUAACGUAGUAAAGGCAAGACUUCAAGCAAAACAAGUUGCAACCGGGGAUAGAAGGCAUCAAUACAAAGGGACUAUAGAUGCUAUUCUAAAGAUGAUCCGCUACGAAGGCUUCUAUGGAUUUUACAAAGGUAUGAGCACAAAAAUCGUACAAAGUGUUCUUGCAGCUGCCGUAUUGUUCAUGAUCAAAGAAGAACUUGUCAAAGGUGCUCGGUUGUUGCUUGUUAAGGACGGCAUACACACCGUGAAAUCAAAGCUUCCUUGACUCGAAAACUCCCGUGCCCUUCGCUCUGCUCCACUCCACUCCGCCUCUGAUCUCUUUCCAUUACGACACUAGUAAGUUGUUGCUCAAAACAUUCAAACUUGGAUUGUACCAUAGAUUAUACCUUUCAAUAAAAGAAAGAUUACUUGUUGAAAUAAAA
This is a messenger RNA of Gossypium arboreum, 1424 nucleotides long. Its product is annotated as peroxisomal nicotinamide adenine dinucleotide carrier. NCBI's taxonomy places the organism in Eukaryota, Viridiplantae, Streptophyta, Magnoliopsida, Malvales, Malvaceae. Gene Ontology annotation, biological process: transmembrane transport; nucleotide transport. The coding region runs from base 188 to 1267 and encodes 359 amino acids. The record is from RefSeq and is a predicted model, not a curated record. The transcript is spliced from 13 exons.